Messenger RNA from Monoraphidium neglectum, 1653 nucleotides. RefSeq lists its product as hypothetical. The record is from RefSeq and is a predicted model, not a curated record. The coding region runs from base 1 to 1653 and encodes 550 amino acids. Lineage: Eukaryota; Viridiplantae; Chlorophyta; Chlorophyceae; Sphaeropleales; Selenastraceae. The transcript has 6 exons.
AUGGUGGCGACGUACGGCAGUGGGAGCGGCGGCUACUUCCCGCACUACAAGCUGCACGUGACGUCUGCCGGCGCGCCGCUGCCCCAGCAGUGGAUGCCCGGCACGCGCGCCCCGCUGCCCGGCCGCCCACCCGCGUUCGCACCGGGCGUGGUAACCUCAGGGGCACGGGGCAAAUCUCAGCAGUUCAACGGCGGGGCGCUUGGCGCAGCGCUGCAGGAGCAGCGGGUGCACGCGGCGGCCACGGCGGCGCUGAUGUGGCAAGCUGUGGGCGCGAUGUGGCUGCAGCUGGCCGGCGCGUGGCCGGGGUGGUGCGCCGCGGCAAAAGAGCUGUCCUCACAGGCAGCAGCGGAGCUGCCAGCCCUGGCCGCAGCCGCAACAGAGGGCCUCGCCCACGCGCGCGACGGCGCCGUCGCGGCGGCCUCGAGCGGCGAGGCACGCGCUGCGGCGCUCGCUGCGGCGGGUGCGGCGGUUGUGCGGCUGGGGCGCGCCGUCGGGCUGCAGGACGCGGCAGCUGCCCUGAACGCGCCCGAGCUGAUGCGAAUUGGGGCCCAGAGGCUGUCCCACGCCCGCGGCCUGCCGCCGCUGGUGUCGCGCGCUGGGCGCGCCGCGCUUCUGUCGCUCGCACUGCUGCAAGGCAGGGCGGACGGCGGCGCGGCGCGCGCGGCGCUGCGCCAGUCUGCAUUCUUGGGGGCGCUGGUCGGCCAGGUGCCGUUUGUGCGCUCCCUUGUGGCGGGCCAGGGGGAGAAGAGGCAUCAGGGCGAGUGGGACUGGCUGCAGGGGGCGGGCCUGGAAGUGGGCGGCGGCUCACAGCAGCAAAAGAGGCAGCAGCAGCAGGAGGGGGUUAGCGACGCACGCGCCGCGACGAGCGAGCCCAGGCGGCGCCAGAAGGGCGCUGAGCGGUGGGCGCCGACGCCGAUUGCCGAGGUCGCUGCGUGGCCCGGGCGGCGCAUGCACGUGAAGGAGGCGGCACGCGCGGCGGCCGCCCAGGCGGCCGGUGCGUCCGCGGCGGCGCGCAGCACAUACUGGGAGGUGCAGCGCGCGGUGAUGGAGCCGGUGCAGCAGACGACCGCGUUUGUGGCGGCGCACCGGACGGAGGCCACCGUGGUCGGCGGCGCCGCAGCGCUGCUGCUGGCGGCUGGCGCGCUGCGGCGCUGGGCAGAGUACAGCGCCCAGAGCGCGGAGGAGCGCGUGAUGCGCCAGCUGGAGCUGCAGCGCCGCGCGGAGGAGCUGGCGAGUGUGCGCAGCCGCAUCCGCGGAGCCCUGGACACCUCUGAGACGGACCGCGAGGCCCGCCACAGCCGCCUCGCCAUCGCCCAGGCAGACGCCGACGGCGGCGGUAGCAGCGGCAUCCCCAGCGGCGCACUGCUGCCAGAGCUUGCUGUGGUGCCGCCGACGCCGGCGUUCCCGCCCGCCGCGCAGCGAAGCGCAGUGGUGCGCUGGCCAAGCGGCGGCGGCCGCGGCGGCGGCGCCACGGGGUCUGAGGAGGAGGCCGUGCGGCGGUUCCGCGCGUUUGUGCGUGCCAGCGGCAUGGGGGAGAUGAUGGCGGCGGGGGACGGGUCGGUGUGGGAGCCGACCCGCAACGACGGCCCGCAGAGUGUGGUUGGGGUCGGCUUCCCUGAGAGCGCCUCGGCCGUCGGCCGUCGCGUUGAGUGA